Molecule: messenger RNA, 1369 nt
Organism: Perca flavescens (yellow perch)
Lineage: Eukaryota; Metazoa; Chordata; Actinopteri; Perciformes; Percidae
Gene: tmem88a
Product: transmembrane protein 88 a
Exons: 3
Coding region: 541-1131 (196 amino acids)
Cellular component (GO): plasma membrane
Molecular function (GO): PDZ domain binding
Source: RefSeq, a predicted model, not a curated record
AACAGCAGUCUUUAACACAGUGCAGCCUGCUUUCUGUGCAUUUGCAUGAGAGGCAACACAGGAUACACACUCACAUGUGCAUACUCGUAACCACUUACACACUCAAUCAUAUCUCAAACUGGAGUCGGAGUGAGGAAACAGAAUGUCAGGGAAGGAAGCGCUGAAGCCAGUGGGAAAGCAGAAUUUGCCUCAAGUCUGCAGAGCUCUUAUCUGACCUACUCUACACGAGGUCUCAGGGAGAAGUUUGGAUUCAUAAAAGCAGGCAAAUAUCUGAUGACAUUUUUGAAAAUAGGCCAGAACACAAAACGAGAAGAUUUUCGAUUUAGUUAAGUAGUAGAAUCUUGACUCGGAUACCACUCUCGGGAUCUGGAUUUUCAAACAGAGAAGACAUACGUAUGUCAGGAGAAAAUUCUUGAAAUCUCUUUGUCUCUGACUCCUCACCGCUCUCGAGGUCUUUGAGAGUCCCAGCAUCUGCUGCCACCAAUCAGCCGAAGGAGGACACAUCAUCAGGUUUACCACACACAUAGACCACAAGGAAAUAUGAGCCUGUCACGGACCGGGACACUGGAGAAGACGGAGCAGGCCCUCUCUGACCCAGGCUCCCCCUCCAGAGUGGGGUCAGGGGUUGUGGUGCCGCCUCCUUACUCUCUGGGCGGCAGCGAAGCCGCUGAACCCCCCCUGGAGUUAAGAGACUCUCUGGACUGCUGGGCAUGCUCUGUGCUGGUCACUGCACAGAAUCUGAUCAUAGCACUGAUCAACGGCGGGCUAGCCAGCAUCAUAUUUGGCACCAUCCUCACCCCUGCUCUUGUCAUGAUCGUAUUCGGCUUCCUGUGCCACUCCGCGGUGCAGCCCCAUGGAACAUCUCUGUAUUGCUCAGACGUGCUGGAUGACGGUGGCUGCGUGGCUCUUCUGGUUGUGGGCUUUCUGUUGCUCACCCCUCUGCUGGUCCUCGCGCUCGCCGCCUACUGUCGCCUGGCCCGACACCUCCAGCUGGGAAUGUGUUUCAUUCCCUACAGCCGCGCCGUCUACAAGAACCUGCCCCCCUCACGCCACCGGAGGGCUGAUGCUGGAGGCUGCUGUGGCCAGCAGGGGGCUUCAGAGAUAGAGGGCAAAGGUAGCGUGUGGGUGUAAGAGAGGAGAGGAGAGGAUUGUAUAUGGUUGUAAUAUGUAUCCCUGUUUAAUGAUGAGAGUUUGAGUCUGACUCUUUCUUUACUUUUGAAACCAAUUGCCACUGUCUUUCUAUUUCUAAAGCCAUUGUAAAAUAGCCAUCAUAUUUCAUCAUUUAUAGUCAAUAUUGCUUUUUCUAUGCAUUUCCAAUGCGUUGAAUGUAUUUUAUACCAUUUUACAAUAAAGUGUAAAUCGACCUGUC